AUGGGUUACAUGCGGGAGGAAUGCCCGCCGGCGACAUCGAAGAAAACGCUCAAGGAGAUCUAUGGGUCGAUUCAGAUUCUUCGUUCUGGUUAUGAUUGGAAUGAUCCAACCAGGAAGGGCGCUAUUGAGGCGUAUAAGCGUACCAAUGGGAUCAUUUUCAUCACUGCGACGGUAUUGGCUGCAUUACCCGUGCUUUUCUCUUUGUGCAUGCCGAGCUACUACUUGGGCAAGCAGCAAAAUGCAGUGACUCAUACUGCUCUUGACGACCAAUGA
Molecule: messenger RNA, 273 nt
Organism: Aspergillus chevalieri
Lineage: Eukaryota; Fungi; Ascomycota; Eurotiomycetes; Eurotiales; Aspergillaceae
Exons: 2
Coding region: 1-273 (90 amino acids)
Source: RefSeq, a predicted model, not a curated record